AAUAACGUUCAACGUUCGGAAUUUUGGGCUCCUACCAGACCCACACGAGAGCCGAGUCCCACCACACUGUCAGCUGUCACCUAACCCUAAGAAACCACUUUCAAUAACUUGCCGCAGCCAUCAUUUCCAUUGCCAUGGGUCUCCCUUCAGUUUUUAUUCUAAGACUGUUAAGAUAUCGUUUGGGCGCAUAAGGGGUAAGCAUCACCUUUUUGGAUGUCGUGAGGGACUGUCUGCAAUGAUCCUGGGAAAAUCAGCACCGUACUCAUCCAUCUUUGGCUUGCGCGAGAUAACGAUAUGGAAUGCUGUUGCGGCCCGCCGCCAAACCUUCGAAAAUGGUUGCUUUUCUCUGUUUUUAUUUGUAUAAUAUUAUGAGACUCCGAGGGUGGCAGUGGUAUUGAAUGCAUUUGGGUGUGAUUUGGGGUUCCUGUAUUGUCUGAGUAUCACUUUUCGCCUAUAACUGUUACCUGAAAUCUACCUUCCAUGAUACCUCUGGCACGAUACCUCAUGUGCCCAUUAGAUCUAGGGGCUCGUGAGCUUGGGGUAGGCGGUAGCAAAGAUCGAUCAAUUAUUGCAUCAGGCCAUGGUGCACAACAAUCACUAUUGAACAUAUCACGGGGCACAAUUAGGGGGCGAAAGGUUAAAAGGAGAAAAUACUGGUAAAUUUGGUAGCCACUGCCUAACAAAGAUAGCUAGUAACAGUGGAAAAGAAAAGCACAGUCCGCUAGUUUAUAGUAAUAGCCUCCCAAUUUUCGGAAUCUCGGAAACCACGAAAGUGGUGCUGUUUAAGUACACCCCUAAUUUUUGGCAGGAGGUUGCAUGAAUUCAGACCAGUGAGAGUUAAUCCUGGCCCUCUUGUUAUCCCUGGCUUUAAGCUGCCAUUCCUCAAGGUUGGCCAUGAAGUUCCUGAGUGCGGCUUCCAAGCUUUCAUCACGUAGUGAAUUCAAGUUAGUAUAUUCCUGAUACAGCACGUGUCACCGCGAAUCCCGGAUGGGAGGUUGGUCUCAUACAUCUUCUUAUCGUUCGGGUCGAGAUAAUUGUAUUUACCAGGAGAAGUUUCAGUAAAGUAAACGGGACCCAGAUUUUCUAUAAGGAUCUUCUCCAGAAGGGCAGUCUUGGAGCCCGCCCAUGGGGGAGGUCUAUUGCAGAAAAUAGGCAGGUUGUCACGAAGGUAUUCACGGAGGAUAUCGCGGAUGGAGUAAGUUGCCAGGAUAGGAAGGUCUGUGCGCUGGGAGAAGAGCUUCAUGGCGUUGCUCAGGCGGGCCGUGAGAGCACGAUCACGGGGCCUUCUGGUGCCUCCGCUCAUGGUGGGCAUCUCGGAGUCGAUGGGAGCUAUGGAGAUGCUUUAGCCGGAAAAUCAAGGUCGAGAGUUUUUCGUAUCAGGAAGAGGGAAGAGUGGUGCAGUGAUAGAGAAAGAGGAGGGGUGGAAAUGGUAUAGUAUGAUAUUAUGAUAGUAUUAUAAUACAAAGAAGGCGUGCAAGAGCCGGCAAAGCGGCGGGGUUUACCCUUCUGCAAGUUUCUAUGUAGGUAUCAUAUGAUAGCUGGGUUGGGAGAAACCCCCCCCCUCUCUUUUUAGCCCUUUUUAUAACGUUUGCGAUCUCUUAUCCUCUAGAACUUGAAGGAAGGAAGGGAAAAAAGAAAGGCGGAGUCUAGCUUAUCAUAUCUCUUGCGAUGGAGUGCUGAUACUUGAAAUAGGGUGUUAACCCACCGUUUUUUGUGUUCGGAGACGAUCCGGGUUUGACAUAUGUGCAAACAAUAAAUUUGCCUACUAUAGCCGUUUGGAUUGUCCGACUGCGUGCUCAGGAUUUGGGUUCCGCAGAGAGGUUAGUGUAUUCUAUUCUAUGGGGAAUUUCUAUGGACCUGAAGGAAAAAAAAUCAUCUAUGAUACCCGUCGCUUGUUCCCAACUAUGCCCCCUGAGUCCUAAGCGAGUGUUCAUCAUGCCUAAUGUUAACCAUAGAGAAAUAAUUGGGGAAAAAACUGGCUAGGGUAGUUAUAAGAACCUUGCUUUUCUCGUUUUUUGAAAGUAGUUAUCUUCCCACCACCCGUGAUCUCUCACACCUAAUGGGCGGUGGCACUCCUGGUCACCACCUCUCAAUCGUGCCAAGCCAUUUCCGAAUUCAUGAGCCACGUGACAUCCCACUACGAUGACAUAUCGUACUGGUAUCAUACCCUUUACCUUGCUCUAGCUCGAAUACCUUCGCCCCCGUUCAACCACUGAGCAACAACAUGAACGACUUUUCUGACAUUCCACCGCUCCCUUUAGCGGACUGGGAUGUAUUAAUCUCUGGUACCGGAAUCAAACAGUCUCUCCUUGCAGUGUAGUUACUAUCAUCCCACCUUAUCCCAUCAUCCACCCCCAUUUCGCACUCAGAGCUAACAUAACCUAGAGCGCUCUGCCGCGCCGGCAAGACCGUCCUACAGCUCGACAAGAACUCCUACUACGGCGGUAGCGCUGCCGCCUUCUACUCGCUCUCUGAAGUAGAUGCAUGGGUGGCGAAAGUAAAUAGCGGGGAUGAGGUCGGGAUAAAAAAUGCUGUUGUUGUUUCGAAUGCUGGAGAGGGUGCUGGCUAUGGCAGUGGGAGGGGUUAUACACUCUCUUUAGCGCCACAUUUGGUUUACUGGCACAGCAGUGUGUUGGAAAUUCUACGGAGGGCGGACUUGACCGAUGGGUUUUCCUGGCAUGCGGUUGGGAGUUGGUGGGUGUGCUUGACGGAGGAGGAGGUUGCGGUCCCGGCGGUGGCAACGGGGGUGGGUGGUGUAGUUGGGUUGGCGGAGGUGGGGGUUAAGGCUGCGAAGCUUGCGUCUGCGGCUGGGAAAAAAAGGGCUGGGUGGAAUAAAGGGCGGAAGAAAGAGUCAGUUGCUGAAACUACUCCGGGGGGGGGAGAGGAAUCGGUAGGGGAAAGGGUCACUCAAGGAAAUAGCGAAACCACUCUGAGGAAGGUCGACAAUUUUCGGGAGGUCCCCUGCACGUUCGAGGAUGUAGCUUGGAGCAAAGACCUCACAGACAAAGACCGAGGGCAGCUCGGCGAAUUCCUACGCUUUGUGAUGAGAUACAACGAUCCUACCGACCAAAAGUGUUCUCGGAUCUUUGAAGGUGUUCUCCCGUGCUAGCAUGAAAUACUUCUAGCAAAAAACUAACUAUAAUAUCGCUAGAAAACCGUCAAACAUCCCUCCGAACCUUCCUCUCAGAAAUUUUCCCAAUACCCCCGUUCAUCACAACCUCCAUCUCCUCACUAACCCUCAUACCAUCAGCGCCCUCUGAAAUAACUCUCGAGCAAGCCCUCCCCCGCCUCGCAGUGCACUUCUCAUCCCUGGGAAAAAUCCCAGACGUGCGCUCAUCCGCGGCACUCACAAUCGCAUACGGCGGUUCCGCCGAGCUCUGCCAGGUCCUAUCCCGCGCGGCUGCUAUAGCCGGAGGCAUCAAUGUUCUCAGCCGAGGUGUCAAGUCACUGUGCUCCAAUAAAAAAGGCGACGGAAAUCGGAAAUUAAAAGCGCAGCUAGAGAGCGGUGAGACGAUAUAUGCUGAUUGGGCUAUUGGUGAAGCCAGUGAUCUGGCAAAGGAGGUUAAACCACUAGAUGGGAAAUCAAUGUCUAGGGGAAUUUACGUUAUCGAGACUCAGAUAGGCUGGCUGUUUGAGCGGAAGUAUAAGGAUGAGAAUAUCACCCCCGCCGCAGCGGUUGUGGUUGUCCCUGGCGGUGAUAAAGGGGCCCCAGUUUAUAUCAUUGCGAGAUCGGGCGUGACGGGAGAGUGCCCAAGAAGUCAAUGUGAGUUUUCGAAUUUAAAAUCCAUUGUUAUGUCACUGAUAAAGCCAGGUUUACUCCACGCGGUCACCGAAUCAUCCUACGGAGACAUGAACGCUGCUAUCGAUAAGGUUUUGCAAGUGUGCUCGCCCUUGUCGGAAAUACUGUACUCUCUCCAGUACACCGCUGUUACCACCAGUCCGGAGAUCGGCUCGGAGGAUGGCACUGUGAUAUUGGAUCCGUUAACACAGGAUAUAGCGCUUCAGGACGACGUACUGGAAGAGACGUUGAGGAUCUACGAGAGGAUUGUGGGGACACGGGAGGGGUUUAUGGAUGUUCCGGAGGAGAUUCGGAGGAUGAAGGAGGAGAUGGAGGAAUAA
This is a messenger RNA of Tuber aestivum (summer truffle), 4119 nucleotides long. NCBI's taxonomy places the organism in Eukaryota, Fungi, Ascomycota, Pezizomycetes, Pezizales, Tuberaceae. The record is from the annotation of a GenBank genome assembly.